AUGUCUGAACAUGUUCAUUUUGGUGAAGUGAAUGUGAUUUUGACAUGGGGGAUGAUUGUUCUAAUAAUGACUCCUCGCUCCCGUGGUUCAUCAGUCCUGGAACAUGCAUCCGAUUUAAUUUAUUUUAUAUCCCCUGACGUUGCGGAAGGAUAUCAUAGAUGCGGGUUUCACUUUACAGGACCCAAGUUUGUAAGGGAGGUACGGGAGAGUUUCAAAUGGUCUUCGCAAAAUAGUUGUGUGGUUUCUUGCUGUUUAGGCGCAAUUACUCCAUCAGAAAGACUGGUCGAAGGUGUGAUUGAAGAGAAUGAUUUCAAUUCGUUGGGAGCAUCACACAACGAACGUUCAACACCGAACUUAAUUCCUACAAUGGAGAGCAACCGCAUCGAAGAAGACGUCUAUUGGACAGAAAGAAGGAAUGUUAUAAGACUUGCUCAUGAAGGAUACGAGGGAGACAAAAAAUUCAUGGAUCAAAGAAUCAACGCAUUAAAGAUAUUUGCCCCAUUAGCUGAAGAUCUGGAAUGUUAUGUUCAUCCAAAAGCUUCAGUCUCGGGACUUUCUCAACAACUGAUUGGAUUUUUCAAUAUUGGGAAUAGAAAGAAUGAGCUUUUACAUAUUGCCCAUGAGGCUCAGAGAUACCAUUCAGGUAUCAGCCCUUUAGCAAAAGAAUUGAAACUAAUGGUAUAUGACUAUAAGAUUGGGAAUCCACUCUAUACCCAUGGUCUCGCACUUGAUAAGAUUAUCAUCACUUCACUUGAAUACUUAGAGCGAGAUAAUUUAGAAUUAUAUGAAAGACUGUGGAUUUUGAGUGUCCUUCAUAUCCUUAAAUCUUUCUUACCAAAAGGGCAGCUCGGAAGAGAUCCAAACACAGGUUCUGUUUGCCGAGGAGGAUUGGAGCUUUUUCUAACGGAAGAAUCUGGAAUACGAGUGUUAAUUUCAACUCCAGGACUUGACUUGAAGCCUAGGGUAAAAGGAAUAUCCAGUCGAGGGAUAGACAUAUUCCCCGUAGAUGAAUCCAUCACGGAAGCCCUCAAGCGAGUUGAGCUAAUUGCGAACAUCAGAAAUUACCUUCAGGACUCUGAAAGGAACCAACAAACACCUACAUUCAUCAGGAUACACAAUGGAUUACUUCAAAAUAAGUCUUUGACCAAAGGAAGGAUUCUUGAGUCAUUGGCAUUGCAAGCUAUGCAUCACUCAAUUUCUAAGACUACUUCAGAAGGAGAAAUCCAAUGUUUGCAUGCGAUAUUACAACAUCUCAGAACUUUUUACCCAGUCACUAAGAAGUUUCUAAUCACAGAAGCUCUGAAGCGCGUUGAGUUGAUUGAGAAAAUCAGAGAUUACCUCCGUAAACCUACCAUAAAUAAUCAAUCAUCGAGAAUCAUUGAAAUAUAUGAUAAAUUGCUUCAAAACAGGUUUUUAACCGACGCAAUAAUUGUACAUUCAUUGACUAUGAAAUGUAUACAGCACAUGGUUUUUGGAACUACUCCAGAUCAAGAGAUACAAUGUCUAUAUCACAUAUUGCAAUAUCUGAGAAGAUUCUAUCCAGCUGCAGAUAAUCUUGUGAAACCUUGGUUAUCACGCAAUAAGCGUUUUAAAGCAAUCCAUCAUAGAUUCCAGGCGCAAGCUGAAUUACAGCCCCAUAUUCAAAACUACCUCAAGAAAGCAGAUAUGGACCCUUACAUUGCAAUCCUUCUUGGGCCUUUUACACACCACAAUCUGGUCGACUUAGAUUACAUCAAAAGGUGUCUACAUGCAUGUCAUCUCCAUGACUAUGAACUGAAAGAGUAUAAAUCAGGAUUUCAUGGUCUAGAUGCUAUAAGACAGCAGAAGUAUUAUGAAGAUCAAGAUUUUUUCAUUGACAUGAUAUAUAAAGCAGGGUUUUACAUCAAAGGACUCCAAGAGUAUCUGAAUAGCAAUGGACAUUAUGAAUUUAUAUCAAAACUGUCACUUGAAAUGGAAAAAGACAAUUCUGAUAAAUGCCCCAUCUGCUUUUCUGAAUUCUUUGAGGGACAAAGAGUUGUCAAAUUGACGUGCCGCCAAAUGCUUCAUGGGAAUUGUAUGGAUCUGACAAGGUCCGAUGUCCCACAUGUCGCAGGGGUAUUACAAUACCACUUUCUCAAAAUCAGUUCACCUUCUGGGGGUCACUGGGACCCCCUGACCAGAUUUUGUGAUAUUAAGAUGCUCAUAUGUAGGAACAGGUUCCUCCCCAAUGUUUACUUUGACGCAUCAAAAACACAAGGCUUGCCUUAA
Messenger RNA from Melampsora larici-populina 98AG31, 2247 nucleotides. RefSeq lists its product as uncharacterized. The transcript is spliced from 6 exons. NCBI's taxonomy places the organism in Eukaryota, Fungi, Basidiomycota, Pucciniomycetes, Pucciniales, Melampsoraceae. The record is from RefSeq and is a predicted model, not a curated record. Bases 1 to 2247 code for a protein of 748 amino acids.